AUGGCCGAACAAUAUUCAGCUCAGAGAAUCCCGGACUACAAUGCCGUCGAGGACUAUGGCCUCAUCGGAGACAUGCACACUUGUGCUCUGGUCAGCAAAGCCGGAAGCAUGGAUUUCAUGUGCUGGCCUGUCUUCGACUCCCCCUCCAUCUUUUGUCGCUUGAUGGACUCCAAAAAGGGAGGCCACUGGAGCGUCAAACCAACCGUAGGGGUGAACAAUCCGCUCAGCAAGCAGAGAUAUCUGCCCUAUUCGAACCUCCUUGAGACCCGCUGGACCAACGAUGACGGAGUAGCAACCUUAGUGGAUUACUUCGCCGUCACCCCGAAGCGAACCCACCAAACUGGCCGCUUAUUGACUGGAUACUGCCCUUGCAAUGAGCCCGGAGUCAACCGGUUUAAGUCAGGCUUGCGACACUCAGCAGUUGCCCGGAAAAUUGAAUGUAGCCGUGGCACCAUGGAAUUGCAGAUUGAGCUCUUUCCAGCAUUCAACUAUGCCCGUGAUUCCCACAUAACCCGCGCCAAACUGGAGGAUGACCUCUCGGAGCAUCCGGUGCAGACAGUUCAUUUCGAAAGUGAAACAGAGCGACUGCAACUCGCAAUCUGUGCCACUUCUUUGGAGCCCGACAUCGCUGGCUUUCCCAAAGCUCAGCUCCGGUUGGAGGAGAGGCCGGAGAUGCAAGGCCGGGGGUUCGUCGCGAUUAUAAAACUUUCGGAAGGCCAAGCCAUCCACUUUGUUCUACACAGUCCCGAAAUGAGCUUGCCUACGGGUACCGCCGUGCCAGGCCAUAUCAGGCGCUUGGAGGAAGAGACCUACGAUUAUUGGACCGAAUGGACGCGUAAAUGCACCUUCCGCGGACAGUACCGUGAAACAGUCGAGCGCAGUCUGUUGAUUCUGAAAUUGUUGACCUAUAAACCCACUGGUGCCAUUGUUGCUGCGCCAACUUUCUCCAUUCCGGAAAACGUGGGUGGGAGUCGCAAUUGGGAUUAUCGCUACUCCUGGGUUCGAGAUACCUCCUUCACCCUCUAUGUCUUCCUCAAGAUGGGUUACAGCGACGAAGCGGAGGCGUACGUCAAUUUCAUCUUCGACCGCAUCUUCCCGCACGCCCACGCGACCGAACCAGGCAGUAAGCGGCCAUUCCUACCGCUGAUGUUCACAAUUCGAGGAGAAUACGACAUCCCCGAGUUGGAAUUGAGCCAUCUUGACGGAUAUAAAGGAAGCAAGCCCGUCCGCGUAGGCAAUGCGGCCGUCUUCCACACCCAGUUGGAUAUCUACGGCGAACUGCUGGACAGUAUCUACCUGUACAACAAGCACGGCAACCCCGUCACCUACGACCAAUGGCUAGCCAUACGUCGGAUGAUCAAUUACGUGAUCGAAGUGCGCCACGAGAAGGACAUGUCCAUUUGGGAAUCCCGUGGUCAAAUCCAGAACUUCAUCUACUCCAAGAUCAUGCUCUGGGUGGCCCUAGACCGAGCAGUCCGUCUCUGUGAGAAACGCUCUAGUCUUCCCUGUCCAGACCGAAUCAGAUGGGUCCAGAUCCGCGACGAACUCUACGACGAAAUCAUGGAUAAAGGAUACAACUCUGACCGCGGCCACUUCUCCCAGAGCUUCGAGAGCCCCGAAGUUCUGGAUGCGUCUAUCUUGAUCGCGCCCUUGGUCUUCUUCCUCCCACCCAACGAUCCCCGUUUUAUCAGCACGCUCAAGAAGAUCCUACAAGCACCCGAGAAAGAAGGUCUCUCUAGUUCCCGUAUGGUUUUCCGAUACGACCACAAAAAAGCCAACGACGGCGUGGGCGGCCGCGAAGGCGCUUUUAUCAUGGUCACGUUCUGGCUCGUCGAAGCCAUGGCUCGUGCGGCAACCUACGACGUCGACAUCCCGAACCUCCGCAAACUGGCGCUUGCACAUUUCGACAACAUCCUCUCCUACUCCAACCACCUGGGCAUGUUCUCUGAAGAAGUGGCUAUCUCGGGUGAACAGAUGGGUAAUACGCCGCAGGCGUUCAGUCACUUAGCUUGUGUCAGUGCGGCGAUUAACUUGGACCGUUUGAGUCGGGGUCAUAAGUCGGAUGUAUCUUGA
Aspergillus ruber CBS 135680 is the source of this 2073-nucleotide messenger RNA. RefSeq names its product glycoside hydrolase family 15 protein. The coding region runs from base 1 to 2073 and encodes 690 amino acids. The transcript has 2 exons. Gene Ontology annotation, biological process: carbohydrate metabolic process. NCBI's taxonomy places the organism in Eukaryota, Fungi, Ascomycota, Eurotiomycetes, Eurotiales, Aspergillaceae. Gene Ontology annotation, molecular function: hydrolase activity, hydrolyzing O-glycosyl compounds. The record is from RefSeq and is a predicted model, not a curated record.